AUGGCUGACGCAAUGAUGAUCUUUAAUUAUAAAUUUUUUAUACGUAUUACUUUUCUUGGACUUUCUCCGGCUUUUAAGUUUUUAUGGAAUAUAAUCUCAACGUAUAAUUUAAUGAAGAGAUAUAAUAAAAAUGAAACAACUAGUAGUUCAAGUCAAGACUAUGAAAAUGCGAUACAACCAUCUACUAGUUCAAAUGGUGAAAUAACUAGUAAUUUACGUCAAGGCGACGAAAAUGAGAUACAACCAUCUACUAGUUCAAAUAAUGAAACAACUA
Molecule: messenger RNA, 274 nt
Organism: Dentiscutata heterogama
Lineage: Eukaryota; Fungi; Glomeromycota; Glomeromycetes; Diversisporales; Gigasporaceae
Source: the annotation of a GenBank genome assembly